AUGGUCGAUGCUCUGGGUUUGCUCCUGAGGCCUCAUUGCAUCAAAGGUAACCCCUUCGUGAACUUCACGUCCGUGAGUCCGGUGUUUGAGCAAGGUUUGGCUCCCUCGGAGCCCUCCAGUAUGGGAGGGAGGUCCGUACCCUCGCAUCAUCAACGGCUGACGACAAGCUUGAGAGACAGCCUGCAGGUUUGGGGAGUUCCGCGUCCUGAACCUGAAGCAGCAGUUUGCAGACAGGAUUGGCCUGAGUCGGCGGACACUGUCACGAUCAAGAAUAUUCCCUGUCGCAUCCGGGCGCAGGAAAUUCUGUCGGCAGUGUGUGCACUAGGCUUCACGGAGAACCAUCUUCUUUACCUGCAUCUUCCCGCGAAGCAGGGCCGGAAUACUUGCACUCUCGGCUACUGCUUCAUCGGCUUUCGUAGUGUAGCUUUGGCAAGGCAGUUUUGGGAGAAGUCCUCGGAGUUGAGAUUUCCGGAUCGCACCAGUCUGAAGGUCCCUCAUGUCGAAGCUGCGACGAGAUCAAUGCACGGGGAGGUUCUCUGGUUCAGACGCGAAGCCGCAGGAACUGAGGAGGUCGACGUCGCCACGGGUCAGGGUGAGUGUGCAGCGGGGGGUCCCGGGCAUUCGGAGGCGAAGGAUCAGUGUGGAGCCGAGUGCCCUCGUCAUUCAGAGGUCCAUCGGACCCCUCAGAAAACAACCUGGCUGCUGUGA
This is a messenger RNA of Symbiodinium natans, 708 nucleotides long. The record is from the annotation of a GenBank genome assembly. NCBI's taxonomy places the organism in Eukaryota, Dinophyceae, Suessiales, Symbiodiniaceae.